AUGAUAAUCUCGUUAUUACAACGACAACAACAAUUAAAAAACAAAUCUCCACCUAAAUUUAAUAAAAACUUGUUGAAAAUUCCAUCAACUAAAUUACCAACUCCUUCGAUAACACCAAAAUCACCUUGUUUUGUUCAUUCUUAUUUAAAUGAUUCGUUACUUUCCACACCUUUAUCUGAAAUUAUUACUAGGUGUGAUAAUAACGAACCAACUGAUUAUUCUGAAUUGGCUGAAACUGCUGUUGGCACAGUAAUGAUUGUAACAAAACCAGGUGAUGAUAAACUAAUUGGCUUGACACGUGAAUUAGCAAUGCAUUUAAUUUCUACUCCAAGAUUUGGUAAAGACCAUGGUGUCACAGUAUAUGUUGAUAAAUCUUUAAAAGAUAUGAAAAAAUUUGAUUUCAAGGAAAUGCUAAAAACUUCUCAUUUGGCCAAAGAUUAUUUGAAAUUUUGGACAAAUGAAUUAUGUGCUACUAGGCCUGAAAUUUUUAACUUUGUAUUGACGUUAGGUGGUGAUGGCACAGUGUUGUAUACAUCUUGGUUAUUCCAAAAAGUUGUUCCUCCCGUUUUACCAUUUCAUUUGGGAUCUUUAGGAUUCUUAACAAAUUUCGAUUUUCAAGAUUAUAAAAACCAUUUAACAAAUGUUAUGGAAAAAGGAAUACGUGUAAACUUACGUAUGAGAUUCACUUGUACAAAAAGUAUUCAUGAACAUUCUUUAACAUUUCAACCAUCCGAAACCUUUGAAAUUUUAAACGAUUUGGUUGUAGAUCGUGGUGCUGGUCCUUAUAUGAGUUUAUUAGAAUUAUUUGGUGAUGAUGAACAUUUGACAACUGUACAAGCUGAUGGCUUGGUUAUUUCAACACCUACAGGGUCUACUGCUUAUUCCGUUUCAGCUGGUGGAUCCUUGGUACAUCCUGAAAUUUCUGCUUUAUUAAUGACACCUAUUUGUCCACAUACAUUAUCUUUUCGACCAAUGUUAUUGCCCGAUUCAAUGGAAUUAAAGAUAUACGUUCCGUUCAAUAGUCGUAAUACUUCUUGGGCUAGUUUUGAUGGUAGAAAUAGAGUUGAGUUAAAGCAAGGAGAUUACAUAAAAGUUACACCAUCAAAAUUUCCAUUCCCUACCGUAUGUUUAAAAUCUCAAUCACAAGAUUGGUUUACCUCAAUAUCAAGAUGUUUAAAAUGGAAUGAACGUGAACUUCAAAAGGGCUUUGUUGUAGUUGAAGAAGAAGAAACAUCAUCAGAUGAAGAUGAAAAGGAUAAUAAUAAAGUUAAAUUUUAUGACCGAGAACAAUUUAAAGAAUCAUUUAAUAAUAGUAACAACGACAAUCAAAUCAACAUCAUCAACGAUGAUAAAAACAACGAUAAUGAUUUUAUUUUUUCAAUGAAUGAUAAUGAUAAUGAACCAACAAAAAUCGAUAAAAAUAACGAAAAAAAUUAUUAUUCAUCAUCCACGACAACAAUUGUACUCGCCAACAAUUCAACUAAUAUUAAUAAUGAGGAAGAGUGGAAAGUUGUUACUCGUGGUAGAAAUGGUAGAAAUGGCAGAAAUAAGAAAAAAAUGAUAUAA
Molecule: messenger RNA, 1566 nt
Organism: Entrophospora candida
Lineage: Eukaryota; Fungi; Glomeromycota; Glomeromycetes; Entrophosporales; Entrophosporaceae
Source: the annotation of a GenBank genome assembly